AUGCCUUCACUCGCAGAUGAUGACGAUGAUCGCGAUAUUAUAGGUUCGCAAGAUGGUAGUUCCGAUAACGAAGAUGAACAAAUGAGAGAUGUCGAUGACAACGAAGGCGAAGCCGAGAACGACAAUGACAACGACAAUGAUGCCGAUCAAGAUCUCGACCAAGAAGCGGAUGCGGAGAGCCCUUCAAACAAUAGCCAGACGUCCGAUGGGCCCGGAAACGAUGCACAACAGGAAGAUCAAAAUGUGCCGAUGGACUCCCUCCAUGCCUACCGUCCCACUGUCCGGCCGGAGUGUCUGACGGCGACAACCUAUGAUAUAGUCCCGACGACCGCUGCGCCGCAAAGUACGUCCAUCAAUGCCGUGACAUCAACAGGGGAUAUGCGCUGGGUUUUCAGUGGUGGUAGUGAUGGAUAUAUACGAAAAUAUAACUGGGUGGAUUCGAUAAAUGGAAAAUUAAUGCUGACCGUUGCUCAACGGCAUCCUUUUGUCGACAGCGUGGUCAAGGCCGGUGUUUUGAUGAAUUACUGGGAGAAUAUGGACGGGAAUGUCUUGUCUCCAGUUUACUCGCUUGCAGCUCAGAAUGAAGGCUUAUGGUUAUUAUCCGGUCUAGAAUCUGGGAAUAUUCGUCUUCAGACAGUCCGUCAUGAGGAAGGGAGAGAAAUUGCCCUUCUCAAAAGCCACACAUCUGCCGUUUCGGUGCUCAAGCUCGCUCCAGAUGAGCGCAGCCUCCUGUCCGGAAGCUGGGAUAAGCGGGUUCUAGAUUGGGACUUGAACACAGGCCAGGUCAAAACCGCGUUCGGAAUCAGUUCCGGACAGAUUUCUGCGAUAGAAAUCAGACCUGAUUCUGCGCUACCUGUUCCCCAGGAUACUAAAGAGGCGCAAUAUGAGAAAUCUUUCUUGUCAAAUAAUCAUUUACUUCCUUCCGCUAUGGCCAAUGGUACAGCGGGCCACGGUGAUGCCAUCCAUGAUGGCGAUGCUCCAGCAGCAUCUCCGACAGACUCUCUCUUUGGUGGCGCAGACUCCCUUUUCGGUGAUGGUGAUAAUAAUAUGGCAGACGGUGGAGAAGGAUCAGGCGAUGCGGGUAACGUGGGCGAAAACGCAUUGUUUGGAGGUUCGCUUGACAUGGACAUUCGACCUUCCGAAGAAGUGAAGCAGGAACCAGAAAAUACCAUACAGCCCAAUGGCACAGAUCCUUGGGCAGCCCCAGUUGCUGAAUCGAAUGGUGUUCAAAAUGUAGCCUCCCCCAAGGCUGAAGAAACGCGGAGUAAUGAGCCGAUGGAACAAAAAGCUGAACCUGCAGUCAAUGGAUUACCACAUGCGGAGUCGUUGGAAAGUAUGGCGAAUGCUGAAGAUACACAAAUGUCCGAAGGCGCCCCUCAGAUUACAUCCGACACAACAUUCCUUGCAUCUUCCAUGGACGGCACGAUACGAAUAUGGGACAAGCGACAACCUGACCCCGUUGCGCGCAUUACACCUAGAAAUGUGCCGCCCUGGUGUAUGAAUGCGUGCUGGUCCCCUGACGGAAACUACAUAUAUGCAGGCCGCCGAAACGGCACAGUUGAAGAAUAUAGCUUACACAAAGGGCUAAGAGAGCCGGAACGAGUCUUCAAACUACCGCAAGUAGGCGGUGCAGUGACUGCACUAAAGGCUAUGCCCAAUGGGCGACAUCUACUCUGGCAAGUUGCAAUAUGCCGUCAACGGCCAAGGAUUAUGCUAAUCGAUACCAGUGCCUCACACGAUAUUCUUCGACUAUAUGACCUAAAGGGUCAACCACAUAAACACUCUCCCGUUCCAUUCCUCGUUAUUCCAGGUCACCGAACAGGUGUAAUAUCACAGUUGUAUAUCGAUUCGGCUUGUCGAUACUUGAUAUCUGCUAGCGGUAACCGUGGUUGGGAGGGCAAUUCCACUGAAGUCCUGCUAGGUUAUGAGAUCAACGUGUAA
Talaromyces marneffei is the source of this 1941-nucleotide messenger RNA. RefSeq lists its product as uncharacterized. Gene Ontology annotation, molecular function: protein binding. The record is from RefSeq and is a predicted model, not a curated record. The coding region runs from base 1 to 1941 and encodes 646 amino acids. The transcript has 2 exons. NCBI's taxonomy places the organism in Eukaryota, Fungi, Ascomycota, Eurotiomycetes, Eurotiales, Trichocomaceae.